Messenger RNA from Olea europaea var. sylvestris, 1383 nucleotides. Its product is annotated as transcription factor bHLH51-like. Bases 434 to 1210 code for a protein of 258 amino acids. NCBI's taxonomy places the organism in Eukaryota, Viridiplantae, Streptophyta, Magnoliopsida, Lamiales, Oleaceae. The record is from RefSeq and is a predicted model, not a curated record. Gene Ontology annotation, biological process: regulation of DNA-templated transcription. Gene Ontology annotation, molecular function: protein dimerization activity; DNA-binding transcription factor activity. The transcript has 2 exons.
CUACUACAGAUGUUGUUCUAUUACUAGGUCAAUCAAAAUCCCUGUCCACAUCCGACAAAUUUAUGGGAAUUGCUCUCAGAAUUUUUUUUAUUGAACUGUAAUCCAACUUUUAUGCAUAAUAAUGGGUGGACAUAGUGAAAGCCCAUAAAAUGUAUUGAAGAUAAUAUUCAAGCUGAUGAAAAUUUAGAGUCGGGCCAUUGUUUCUACAGUUGAUUGGAUAUCGAAAAUUUUGAUGUUUGAGGUGACUGGAAGAUAAGGCCAAAAAUAGUUCCUAUAAUUCCAUCUGGCCAAUAAAAGGCUACUCGAUGUCACAAUCUACACUUGAAUUUCACACAUUACACUGGUAGCGUAGGCUAGUUAGUACUGGGAAAAAUUUGGCAAUAGAUGUGGUAUAAUCUGUUUGUCGAUUGGAGAAAAAGAUUGUUUCUUUCAAAUGGAAAAUUGCUUUUGGCCUGAAGAAUAUCGAUAUGCCUCUUGGAAUCAGAGCCAAAGUGAACUGGAAAGUGAUAAUCCUUUUCUGGUUCCAUGGCUUCCUCCAAAUCCUCCUCCUCCUGGUGAGGUGGCGGCAUCAGAGGCGGCUCUCCAAUUUCAUUGUUAUCCUUCCUCGGUGUUGCCGCCUUGGCCGGCCCCCUUUGAAGGGGUGGCAGAAGAUAGAGGUGGCAGUGCUUCAAGGAGCCACAGUGAAGCUGAGAAAAGGCGCAGAGACAGGAUCAAUGGACAGCUUGCAACUCUCAGAAAACUGAUCCCAAAGUCUGAAAAGAUGGACAAGGCGGCUCUAUUAGGACAAGUAGUAGAGCAUGUGAAGGAUCUAAGGCAAAAAGCAAAAGAAAUCAGCAAAAUCUCCACAAUUCCAACUGAUAUAGAUGAAGUCACAAUAGAUCACUUGGACCUAGAAGAAUCAAGCAUGGAGAAUAAUAUAUACAUAAAGGCUUCUGUUUGCUGUGACGAUAGGCCGGAAUUAUUUGCAGAGCUGAAUUGUGCCCUCAAGGGCCUUAGACUCACCAUUCUUGAAGCUGAUAUAACCAGUUUAGGUGGCAGAAUGAAAGCCAUUUUUGCCCUUUGUGCCAAAAAUGGUAUGGAAGAAAAAUCUUGUUUUAGCACUCUCAAGCAGUCACUUUAUAUCGUAUUGAACCGUGUUGCUAUGUCUUCUGCUACAUCAAAUUAUCGGGCGAGGAGCAAGAGACAGAGGUUCUUUUAUCCUUCUCAUUAAUUAAAUAUUUGAGCAAUGUUGAUUAAUUGAGGACUUUUUUGAUGAUGAUUGUAUUGAUCUUAUGUAACAGGCGAAAGAAUCUUAUAUAUCUAAAUUUUGAUUGAUUUUUACAUAUUUGAUGAACCUCUACCAAAUUCAACAUUUUUGUAGGGGAGAGAUAUCAGAUGAUCUUA